AUGUAUGCCAUGUGCUUGUUAUGCGGCAUCUUGCCGACCGACAAACGGAGCCUGGUGAUCUUGGGUGUGCAAACAUUUGCCACCAUUGCGAUUUUGGUAUGGGUACUGUGGUAUGUCCAAUGCGGCACACAGGGAAAUGAUUCACUAUUGGGGAUGAUUGCUUGUGGCGGUUCGCUACUCGCCCUCGGCUGGCCGCUUUUACAAUAUUCUCACGGGGAAGGUACGGUGGAGAGCCUGAAUAAUGGCGUCAAAAAAAAUGGCUUGAAGGCUUUCUCUGGUGCUGUUCUACUCAGAGCAUCGCCGGAGCUGGCGGCAUUUGCAUCCUCGGUCUCUUGGGCCCUGUAUGGGACAACCCUUGACUUUAACAUGAACAUCAUUUUGCCAAACAUAAUUUCAGCGCUUUUCUCGAUAAUGCAGCUGUUUAGACCAAAGGAUGGCCGCCUUGUCAGGGUUGACCCGUCUGCUUGUGAGAUCUCAUCUGCCACUAAAGCCACCGAGGCCAACGAUGCUGCAGAUGAGAUGCACAUCAUUCAAAUGCCAUACACUGUCGAGAUUCGACCACAAACUAUUUCCGUGGGUGUACGAUAG
Molecule: messenger RNA, 588 nt
Organism: Mitosporidium daphniae
Lineage: Eukaryota; Fungi; Microsporidia
Exons: 1
Coding region: 1-588 (195 amino acids)
Source: RefSeq, a predicted model, not a curated record